CCGUUUUCUAUCCGCGGUGUCUCUCGUCUUCGGGAAUCCAUAGUUUGGUGAAGCGAGAGAGCCUUGGCUACUUGCUCCGAUCCAUCCAUCGUCUCCUUGAAGGCUUCGAAUCCAGUGGCCUCUUUAGCCCCUGCUCCGUGCCCUCCUUCGAGAGCCCCAGCCCUCCCGAAGGGCUUCCUCGGCCUGAGGGCGAGCAAGGGCUUCCGUCCUCUCUCCACCCGCUUGGCCUCUGCCAAGAGAUCAUCCUCAACAAGUUUCUGCGUCAAAGCUGCAUUCGAGAGCGACCUGCCUUUGGUUGGAAAUAAAGCGCCGGAUUUUGAAGCCGAAGCUGUUUUCGAUCAGGAAUUCAUUAAUGUCAAACUCUGAUUAUAUUGGGAAGAAAUAUGUUAUUCUGUUUUUCUAUCCACUUGACUUUACAUUCAUCUGUCCUACUGAGAUAACUGCUUUUAGUGACCGCUACUCAGACUUUGGGAAGUUAAAUACAGAGAUUCUAGGUGUUUCAGUUGACAGUGUGUUCUCCCAUCUUGCAUGGGUUCAAAUGGACAGGAAGUCAAGGGGCCUUGGAGAUCUGAAGUAUCCAUUGAUUUCUGAUGUUACUAAAUCAAUUUCAAAAUAUUUCGGGGUGCUGAUUCCAAAUCAGGAUAUUGCAUUGCGGAACUGUUCAUCAUUGACGAGGAAGGAGUGAUUCAACAUUCAACCAUUAAUAACCUUGCCAUUGGCCAGAGUGUUGAUGAAACCAUGAGGACUCUUCAGGUAAUAAGU
Musa acuminata subsp. malaccensis (wild Malaysian banana) is the source of this 762-nucleotide messenger RNA. The record is from RefSeq and is a predicted model, not a curated record. Lineage: Eukaryota; Viridiplantae; Streptophyta; Magnoliopsida; Zingiberales; Musaceae.